Protopolystoma xenopodis is the source of this 1011-nucleotide messenger RNA. The record is from the annotation of a GenBank genome assembly. NCBI's taxonomy places the organism in Eukaryota, Metazoa, Platyhelminthes, Monogenea, Polystomatidea, Polystomatidae.
AUGGGCAAUGAUAUAAAUAAAUUUAAUGAAAUACAAAAAUCUUGGGAAUCUUUUGGAGAAGAUGUAACUCAUCCAACUUCAUCUUUUUUGGUUUGUCCUGAAAAUGAACAUGUUAACCUAGUUGACAUGGCGCAUAAUCAGUUUCCCUCAACACAAUUAGGUAAUGCAUUUCCAUUUAAAUCUAAUUUAGAUUAUCUUUCAUCACAAGUCAAAUAUGAACAUUUACAUAAAUCAUCUGAAAGAGUUGGCGAGGAUGCUACCUGUCAGUUAUCGAUGGAUAUGUCCAAUUUAGACACCCUCUGCGAACUUCCUUCUAGUGCUUUAUCGAAGAGGCAGAAAUUAGCUGUUGGAGACGAUCAACCAGAUAGCUCCAGAUCUUUAAAAAAACUUGAUGAUUAUUUAAGUGAAGCGGACUCUGGGGCUUUGUCAAAUCAAAUAGGAUCAUCGAAAUGGAAUAUCAAUACUCCAUUUUCGGAGGGCAAGUCAUCAUCAUAUAUCAUUGGUUCAUGGCCUAAUAUUAUGGAUUCAUCAUUUCAACCACACUCCAAUCAGACACCCAUUUUUAAUUAUGCUGACAAAACUUCAUUAAAUAAUGAUAUAUUAGUUUCACAUUCGGAUAACCAAGGUAGACAACCUUUGGAUGCCCGAAUUAUUCACUAUUCUGGCGAUACAAAUGCUAGCCCAAGACUAACUAGCUUACCCAAGCACCGAAGCCGUUCCUCUUCGAUUGACACAAAGUGUGAUCAAUCGCCUCUAUGCGAUGGCAUAAGUAGCGCACGUUCAUCUUCGCCGGCUACAUCUGAGGUUGAGCAAGAGGAAAUUCCGCUCAUUCCUACUAAUGGAAAUUUAGAAGAAACAAGCAAACACAGUGAAGAAAAUCGAUGCUGGAGGAUGAUAAGACGAUUUUCAUUUGCAAAUGAUGAGUAUUUGUGUCCAUCAAUCCUCAUGAAACCGGUAAGUGUUAGAUACUUUGCAGCUCUGUCUCUUAGUGAACAAGUAAUCGGUUCAUAA